Ictidomys tridecemlineatus (thirteen-lined ground squirrel) is the source of this 4815-nucleotide messenger RNA. Lineage: Eukaryota; Metazoa; Chordata; Mammalia; Rodentia; Sciuridae. The record is from RefSeq and is a predicted model, not a curated record.
GAGCCAAAGGGGGCUGGGCCAGAGCCUUAUAUAUCUCUCCGCGGGAGAGGCAGCCCCAGACCCGAGGAAGUUUUCAGACUUUUCCUGUUCGCUGUUGAGAAGUUGUGUGCAGAGCGGAGGCCCCAGACCACUUGCCAGGAUGUGUAAGGGGCUCGCAGCGCUGCCCCAUUCCUGUCUGGAGAGGGCCAAGGAGAUCAAGAUCAAGUUGGGCACACUCCUGCAGAAGCCCGACUCUGCUGUUGACCUCAUCAUUCCAUACAAUGAGAAGGUGCAGAAGCCAGCCAAGCCCCAGAAGCCCUCGCGGGACGAGGCUCUGCAGUGGCGUGACUCGCUGGACAAGCUCCUGCAGAAUGACCAUGCCCUUGCCAGUUUCAAAAGUUUCCUGCAGUCUGAGUUCAGUGAAGAGAACCUUGAGUUCUGGCUGGCCUGUGAGGACUACAAGAAGAUCCAGUCACCUGUGGAGAUGGCGGAGAGGGCGAAGCAAAUCUACGAGGAAUUCAUCCAAACGGAGGCUCCUAAGGAGGUGAACAUCGACCACUUCACCAAGGACCUCACGGUGAAGAACCUGGUGGAGCCUUCCCUGAGCAGCUUUGACUCUGCCCAGAAGAAAGUCCAUGCCCUGAUGGAGAAGGAUUCACUGCCUCGCUUCCUGCGCUCCGAGUUCUAUCAGGAGCUGGUCAAGUAGUGGCCUGGUCCUGAGCCAUGCUCUCCACCAUAGCCGGCCCUUUGCACACCCACCUACCCUCCAAGGCUUUGCUCACGGUGCGUAGCGAGGGCCAAGCGCUGCUCACCCUGGCCCACUGCUUUGGAGUGGCUCUGCCUCUGCUCCAUUCUUAAUCAAGCUCUGCCUGAUUUCUGUUAGCCCCAGUCAGAAUCAGAUGGUCCUGCCUCAGACAUAUGUGCAAGACAAGAACAGGGUGUCAUCAAGUGUGGCCGAGAUAGUAGAUGGCCACCGGCACCGGCUGAGGAGUGUGGAAGGGAAGCCGGUUUCCAGGGACCUUAGUUAGUUACCCCUUUUUCAUUCCUGAAUUUGGUCAGAAGAGGUGGUAAGAGUCUUAUUGAUGUUUAAUUCUAAAGUGAAUUUAAAAUUCUGCUCUUUCCCUUCAAGCAUCUUCAUAUUUGCUGGAUAGUGUUGAGAUACAACCACAAAUACUGUGUUUGUAUAAAACCAAUCCAAAUAUGAUUCAAGCUAAUUCUGUCCUUAUCCCUCCCUCACUUCCUCCCUAUAAAUUCACCAAAUUAUAUUUUAAAUCAACGACCUCAGAUCAACAAUGGGCUGUUUUAUAAAUGUAUUCAUGUUCAUGGGAUGUAGACCAAAAUUUUUAUUUCCAAAUUAUUUGAAAUCUUUGUGAGGGUACAAUGAAUUCCAAAAAUUCUCUGAUCUUAUAAAGCUGCUGCUGUUCCCUGGAGUGACUGCCUUCUAGGUGUCAGGGGGGUGUGCACUUCCAAGGGUAGACAUGGCCUGCAGUGGUUGCCAGGCAGGCCUAUCCCUGUCAGUGAAGGCUGACUGUCUGGCAGGCUCAUCAUCCUUGGAGGGCAGUGUGGUUGCCACUGCAGGCUUCCAAGGAGAGGCAGUUCCAAGGGCCCUGCAGUUUGCAAUUUGCAAAGCUACCAGCCCUUCAUGACCCCACCCUGUCCUGCCUCCUGCCUGAGUGGAGGCUACCUUGGAGGCUGAGGCUCACUCCCCACUGCCUCCUGCACAGCUAAGGCAUAGGCCACGCUGUAUCGUGGACCUGAACUUCUGAUUAUACAUUGCAUUAUCAUAAACGUUAGACUUUUCCUGAACUGUAGUAGGUCUCAUUAGAGAUGAUUCACAUAAUUUGGUAAUCAGCAAAAUCAAGCUGAACCAUGUAUAUGAGAUCAAGGAGGACACCAGGCUAGUUCACAGAGGGAGGUGAUGAGGGGAAUCCAGGGGAAGGUGACCCUGUCCAGUCCUACAUUCACUCCUGCCCAUGUGCAUGCUCGUUUCUCAUGGGUGCAGCUCCUGCUUGUAAUCCCCUAGGAAUGUCCGGAGAGUGGCAGCUGUGCUACUGUUCUUAGGGCCAAACCAAGUGUGCUGGCCUUUGUGUUUUUGUGAUUUCAAGGGAUAAUGUGUUUGAAUUCUUGACUGGAAGUGGGUUGGAGUGACUGAGUUGGCACCACAUCUGCAGGGGGAUGGACUUGUGCAGCCCAGAUGAAAGUCCCUGUGUCAGUUGAGGGCAGUCAGGGACCAGGCUGUGUGUGUGAGUCCAGCUGUGCAUCUGUGUGGGUUCACAGGAGCUCAGACAGGAAUGCCAGGGCAUGCUGGCACCCUCUUCCCCAGCAUCUGACUGCUCUGCUUUGAGUCAGGGAAAUGCCAACACCUGCCUUUCUCAUGCAGCUAGAAAUGUUACAACCAAAAAAUCUAGGUGACUUGUGUUUUUCUUGAAUGCCAAACAUUUUUAAGAAAGAAACAAUUAAAAAUUUAAAUGUCCACAUUAUUUUAAAUACCAAGCAUUUGAAAACACCCAGAGAUUGAAGUGGACAUUACAGAUUCCACCAGAGGUCUGCUGAUCGCAGAUCGCAGCUGGUGCUUCUCAAGCCAGUGCAGACCUGUGGCAGAUGUAGGGGAGGAGGCAAAGCGCAGGAAGGGCCCCAGUGGUACCUUGCUGGGAUGUGGCCAGGCAUGCUCUGCUUACCUACAUGUAGCUGUACUUUCAGAGCAGAAUACACAGGUCGUAUCAGAAACUCUUCCAGCACACAAGUAGUGCAAGGAACGUAAAUAUUCCAGCCUGAAAUGAGAAACCCAAUGUAUUAAAAUUGCCCUAGAAAAAAUUCUGAAAGGUUUGGAAAGUAUUUUGAAACUUGGAAAAACAAAACAACACCCCAUGUUAUUAGUUGUUUCCAUGGUAACAGGAAGAAAACACAUUCCUUUAGAUCUGGGGAACUGAGAAGUUAGAAAAGUGGGAGGAGCUCUCCAGGAGCCAAUGUGCAUCCCUUUCUCCCCUCCUCUGCCCUGCCCUGAGUGAAUGGUGGGAGCCUGAGAGGCUUUGGCGGUUUCCCUCCCCUGGAGUCGCAGCCCCUGCAGGAGGACUUGGGAAGUAGGGAGGUGUGGAGCAGGCUGUGGUCCCUGGAGAUGGAUGAGACGGUGCAGUGGCCCAGGUGUUGGUGGCUGUUCUGCCUGGGUUUGGUAUAGGGUGGGGCUGGGCAGAUGAGGUUUAAGUUAGAGCAGACAAGGAGACUGGAUUCUAGAGCAGAUUAGGAAGCUGAGCAUGGUGUUCGGCUACUGCAGCGGGGCUUGCUCCUGUAACCCCACCCAACAGCUUGUGCACAUGGCGCUGCCCUGGCUCCCGGACCUCACUCAGAGCAGCAGUCACCAGGUGAAAGUCAAUGUCCUACUUCUGCUCUCCACACCUGUGUACCACUCGACUGUACAAAUUAGAUUCAGCAGAUUUCAGAUUUUAGCAGAGCGAGAAGAACUUGAUGAAGAAUUUCUUUUUCAUCCUCUCUAAAGCCUUGGGUUUUACUUAGUGAUGUGUUCUUGUACCCAGUUCAUUUCAACAGGGUGACCUUAAUCAUUGCCCAGAGAACAAAAGGGUCCAUUUACAAUAUGCUGACAAGUAAUGAGCACCCCAGGCCUCGCCAAGCCGCCUGUCCCAUAUUGUGAUGAUUCCAGGUCACCAAAGGGCAGCUGUGUCCUGGGGAAGUGACUUCCUACUGCUGCCCCUGCUCCCUCUAGCAGGCCAAGACCUGUCAGUUGAGCCCACUGGCCAUGAGGCAGCAACCAGCCUGGUAGCCAGUGCAGCUGCGUCUUACUGUAGAACAGCAGGGUGGGUCCCUGACUCAGUGCAGCCGGAGGGACCUCAAGCCAGCACCCCAGCUGUUGGCCCUGGAAAGACAGAGUGGACACCCCCUUCUUUCCCCAUUUGCCUUAGGUACCAGAGGGCAGAGUGGAGAGACCAGUUUUCAACCCAGAUGCAUUCAGACCUGGGGCCAGGCAGCCCUGCAUGGGCUCAGGGUGCAUCUCUGAGCUGUAAUAGGGUCUGGCCAGCUGUCCAGUCUCUGCUUCUGCUAGACAAGUGUGUGUUUGUUAUUUGCUGGGUCAGGUUCUGCAGGUGACAAUUAACAGCUGUUUCUUGUGUUGACAUGAUUUACCAAGGAGGUCCUGUGGCAGACCAAGCCGUCAGUACCUAGUACCCACAGAAAGGCCUUCCUACACUGCCCACCCCAGCUGCCAGGGCCAGGGCUCCCUGGAGGAGGUGUCCAGGAGGGGAACUCGUGGCACACAGAGACGAGCAGGAUAAACACACUGGAGACCUGUGGACAGUCCCUUGGUGUCAUAUCUAGCAGGCUCCUCUUAUAGAAGAGAAGCUAUGAAGCCACCCUCUUCCUGUCCACGCUGGCAAGCCUCUUGCCCAUCACUGAUCUUCCUUGCUUUUCCUCCUGCCUCACUCUGAUGGCCUCCGUUCCUCCACCAUGUCUGCCCGAUGUGCCACGGUGUACAGCUUUCCCUGGCCACCCGGGGAGUGCAGGGCUGUAGUGGCAAAGGGCCAGGGCAGAGAUUCGCCCCUGCAGAUGAGUGAUUCUGAUAUGCUUGCCAAGAGUCCUCUUCAGGUCCCGUGGUGUCAGGACUCGGGAGCCGAAGGCUUCUAGGAAGCUGCAGCUCCCUGGACAUUUCCAGCAGACACGGCAACAAAGGGAGCAGAAGGGAAGGGUCAUCUGCCCACAUGUCAGCAUUUGUCCACAGCUGGUAACUGUGAGAGAGUCAUGUCUGUCUUCUGGUUUUUAUAUCCAACACGUUACAUGCUAUGUGAUUCAUGCUUCUUGAUAAAUAAAGCACCACAUCCAUAUCUGUGA